Tachysurus vachellii is the source of this 2106-nucleotide messenger RNA. RefSeq names its product sirtuin 2 (silent mating type information regulation 2, homolog) 2 (S. cerevisiae) (gene sirt2). Gene Ontology annotation, molecular function: NAD+ binding; histone deacetylase activity, NAD-dependent. Bases 112 to 1263 code for a protein of 383 amino acids. The transcript has 16 exons. The record is from RefSeq and is a predicted model, not a curated record. Lineage: Eukaryota; Metazoa; Chordata; Actinopteri; Siluriformes; Bagridae.
GUCGGACGAUUUAUAUUGACGCACAACAACAAGCACUUGUCCCUUUAAACGAAUCGCUGGGAUUUAAACAUAUUCUUUAAAUAUACGAUUUAUUUACAGGUGGACGGAUAGAUGUCUGAAUCACAAGAACAAAGUCAAACAGCUGAAGAGCCUGAGACACCUGAACAACAGCCAGAUUCUGACGACAGCAGUGAGGAAGGCGACGCAUCAGGAGACACUGAAAUGGAUUUCUUGCGUAAUCUCUUCUCUCGGACACUCGGCCUGAGCCCUGGAGAGAAAGUCCUUGACGAACUGAGCCUUGAUGGAGUUGCUCGUUAUAUACAGAGUGGUAAAUGCAAGAAUGUUAUCUGUAUGGUGGGUGCAGGAAUAUCAACCUCGGCCGGAAUCCCUGACUUCCGCUCUCCUGGAACUGGCCUCUAUUCCAAUCUGCAGAAAUACAACCUUCCAUACCCAGAGGCCAUCUUUCAGAUCGAAUACUUCAAGAAACAUCCAGAACCUUUCUUUGCUUUGGCCAGAGAGCUCUAUCCAGGACAGUUCAAGCCCACUGUGUGUCAUUACUUCAUGAGGAUGCUAAAAGAUAAAGGCAUCCUCAAACGCUGCUAUUCACAGAACAUUGAUACUUUAGAGAGAGUGGCAGGGCUUGAAGGAGAGGACCUGAUUGAAGCCCAUGGAACCUUUCACACGUCACACUGUGUGAGUUUCCCCUGCCGGAAGGAGUACAGCAUGGAGUGGAUGAAAGACAAGAUCUUCACUGAGGACAUUCCUAAGUGUGAAGCCUGCAACAGUCUGGUCAAACCUGAUAUCGUGUUCUUUGGGGAGAAUCUACCAGCUCGAUUCUUCAGCUCAAUGAAAAAGGAUUUUCCUCAGUGUGAUCUUCUUAUCAUAAUGGGCACGUCUCUGCAGGUUCAACCCUUUGCCUCUCUCGUCAGCAGAGUUCCCAAUAGCUGUCCUCGACUCCUCAUCAACAUGGAGAAGACAGGACAGUCAGAUUUUGCAAUGGGCUUGCUGGGAUUCGGAGGAGGAAUGGAUUUCGAUUCAGAUAAAGCCUACAGGGAUGUUGCACAUUUGAGUUCGUGCGAUGACGGUUGCUUGGCUCUAGCAGAGCUGCUGGGAUGGAAGGCUGAGCUAGAGGAGCUGGUGAAGCGUGAACAUGCUCUCAUUGACAGCAAAGAGGGAACAAAUAAAGGCGAGCAGAUGAAUCAGAGCUCUUCAGCCUCGGAGAAAGACGUCAAAAACACAGCUACUGAUAAAUCAAAGAAAUAAUUCAGAGUAAAGAAAUUAAACGCUGGUCCAUUUACUACGGUUUCUCAGAUUCUCUCAGAGAGACUUCUGUACCUUGUCUCUCUGGCUCUUGGAAUUUUUUGUCGUAUUAGAUAUACAACAGACAUAAAACCACUAAAAAACUAGGCAGAGCAGCAAUAUUCAUCACAUAAGCUAUUAAUUGUACCGUAUGCAUUGCGGCGAGACAGACGCAGGCGAUGGCGAAGCCCACAUGAUCGGUUCACCGUGAUCCUGAUGUGCUUUUAACAAUCAUUUGUCAUUUUAUUAUUAAGGAAUAUUUAUGCAUAACUUUCUCUGAUGAAGUGUUAUUAUAUGUACAGGAGGCUAUUUAAUACAGUUUCUUGACAGAUGAGAGGUGUUUUAUUUGCAAAAGGUGCCUGAGGGAUUUAUUAAUGCUUAUGGAAAUAUGUGUACAGCUUUACUAAGGCAAAAAACCUGCAAGUGAUUGAUUAUAGAGUGAAAUAAAAAAAACAUUAAAUAACUUCACUUUAUGUCCAGCUAAAUAAAUAGCAGCUAGAUGAUAUGAUGGAGCUGCUUUAAUAGUAAGAAUACUUAGAAUUUGAUCAAGUUGAAGGAUGUAUUUGUCUUAGUCGGCAUUGUCUUUCUCUUGGUUAAUUAAAUUUAUUUAAAAUUCUAUUAAUGAAAUUAUCCAUUAUUGUAUCUAUGUUUAAUUUAAAUUUUCAUUUGCUUUAUUUUUUUUAUUUUUUUUCUUUGAAAUGUUGGUGUAUUUCCUGUGUCAUGAUUAUGCAAGAAAAUCUUAUUUGAAUCGUGUUGAAUCGUGUUGGAGAACCAGCAGAAAAUAAAAAUAAACACGUAAUUAUUGAA